This is a messenger RNA of Durusdinium trenchii, 1164 nucleotides long. NCBI's taxonomy places the organism in Eukaryota, Dinophyceae, Suessiales, Symbiodiniaceae. The record is from the annotation of a GenBank genome assembly.
UGCCUUUACAACCCAGUGGUUUGGGGGUUCCAUGUUAAUCUGCAGGGGAUCAUGUUUGUGUGUGUUUGAGGGUAGCUGGAAUAGAUAGAUCAACUUCUCAUGGAAUGAAGAUCGAACUGAGGCUCAAUAGAGGGAGUUCUGACCAGCAUUAUUUCUUCUUGCAAAGAAGGAAACUCCACUCUAAUCAUGCUGUCCGUGGUAGCAAGAUGACUGGCUGGCCUUGCUGUUUGAGCGUCAGAGAAUUCGAGACUCGCUGAGGUUAGCAGGUGUUCGAGAUGGUUUCACAUGACUCAAUUUGCUUUGCGUUCAGCAGCAAAGGCCCAGAAGCGGUUGUUUCAUGGACGAAGCAGAAGCUGGCAGUGUUUCCUGUCAAAGAUGCUCCGAUAUGUAGAAGGACCUACGCAAUCAAUGAGAAACGCACAGGCCGUAGUGAAGUUGCGACUUGGAGCUGACAUUUCGGCAUAAGCCAAGAAGAUGGAGACCCUCCAACCGGGUUCAGGUCCUAUCGACCUCAUUCUCGUGCUGCUCUUUGCUUCGACCUACCUCCCACAGAUCUGGCAGAAAGUUGCAGCAGAUCUGGCAGAAAUCGACCGGAUUGGCUUGGUCCUUCUGAACAUCCAAGUUGUGGUCGGUCUCGGCUGGUGGCUCCGCUUGACUUUGAUGGGCCCGGUCGAAAUGAAGACGGCGAAGCGCUGGAAUUCGCGCGUCCUGGACACUGCCGUGGCGGAGGUGGACGACAACGAGGGCUUUCUCAGCAUGAUGAUCCUUUCGGCGGUCACCUGGUUACUGGCUUCCAUCGCUUAUGUGCUGGGCACGGUCAUCGAUGUCUUCUUAGAACUGCUCCGAAUGACGGUCUUCCUGCUGCCCUUUGGUCUUCUUCUGGGAUACCUUUGGCGCUUUCUACCGUCCCAACUGCUGCAAACAGCGCUGCCCACACUGGGGCGAGCAGGCUUCUUCUUGAGCAUCGCCUUGCUCUACCGCUGCCUGGCCGUCUUGGGCGAGACACAGAGCUCAGAGACCGAGCAAGAGAAAUACCUCCUCGCUUGAGAGAGACCCGACUUCGCGGGACGUCCAAAAGAACGCUUCUGGGGCCUCGUCCGUCGAUGCUUUUGGGGCGCAGAACGAUGUGUGAACCGAUGCCCGCUGUGUGAACCGAUGGAAGCU